GUGGAGCUUCUGUUCUGAGGCUGUUCAAGGGAAGCAACUCAUGUAAUGGGAUAGUGGAGAUGGAACAUAAUGGUCAGUGGACGAAGCUAUGUUUUCCUGCCUCACAUGCUGAAGUGGUUUGCCAACAUUUGAGAUGUGGAUUUGUCAUUAAUAUCCAUAAUGCUGCCCAUUUUGGAGAUGAUUCCAGGCCAUUCUUGAUCGUAGGAGAUAAAAGCACAAAUACAAAUUCAACAUGCUCUCACCCUUUCUAUGCUGGAGUGACCUGCACAGGUUGGGUUGACGAUCUGAAACUGGUCAAUGGAAGCAACUCUUGUGAUGGCAAAGUGGUAAUUACAUUUGGUAAACUGAGCUUUGCUCUGUGUUCUACUGUCUCACCUAUGAAACAUGCUGAAGUACUUUGCAAACAGCUGGGAUGUGGUUCUGUAGUGAGUGUCCAUAGUGCUGCCCAUUUUGGAGAAGAUUCCACACCAUACUGGUUGAUAGGAGAUGUUUGUCAGGGUAGUGAGAUGACAAUCUGGCAUUGCGCAACAUCAGCCUGGAAUAUAACCUCAACGUGCUCUCACCGUUUCCAUGCUGGAGUGAUCUGCUCAGGCUAUUCAAAGCCCCGGCUGUCUGGAGGAGAUAGUCCCUGCUCAGGACGUGUGGAAGUAAGACAUGGCGAAACAUGGGCGACACUAUGUGAUGCACACUUUGAUCUCAAAGCUGCCAGUGUUAUCUGUAAUGAAUUAGAGUGUGGAACAGUUCAGUCUAUCCCAGGAGGAGCUCACUUUGGAGAAGGACAUGGGCUGAUCUUGACUGAGGAAUUCCAUUGUGCAGGGAAUGAGUCACACCUGGCAUACUGUCGCAGGACAGCACAUGGGAAUCAGACGUGCUCACAUGCGGAUGAUGCCAGUGUCAUAUGCUCAUGGUACACAGGGUUCCGGCUGGUGAACGGCAGCACAGCCUGCUCCGGGAGGGUGGAGAUCCAGGUGCAUGGUGCCUGGGGAACCCUCUGUGACUCGCACUGGGAUCUAUCAGAUGCCAACGUUCUCUGUCAUCAGCUUGACUGCGGAUUCGCUGUGUCCGUGCCAGGAGGAGGGCACUUUGGGAAGGGAACCGGCUCUGUCUGGCCAGAGACAUUUCACUGUAAAGGGACUGAACCCCAUUUGUGGCACUGCCCUGUCACUGCCCUGGGGGCCUCUCCGUGCUCACACGACAGUGAUGCCAGUGUGGUUUGCUCAGGGUACACAGGGUUCCGGCUGGUGAACGGCAGCCCAGCCUGCUCCGGGAGGGUGGAGAUCCAGGUGCAUGGUGCCUGGGGAACCCUCUGUGGCUCGCGCUGGGAUCUCUCAGACGCCAACGUUCUUUGUCAUCAGCUCGACUGUGGAUUCGCUGU
This is a messenger RNA of Pelodiscus sinensis (Chinese soft-shelled turtle), 1375 nucleotides long. Lineage: Eukaryota; Metazoa; Chordata; Testudines; Trionychidae. The record is from RefSeq and is a predicted model, not a curated record.